Halichondria panicea is the source of this 1219-nucleotide messenger RNA. RefSeq names its product prostaglandin reductase-3-like. Bases 50 to 1111 code for a protein of 353 amino acids. Gene Ontology annotation, cellular component: mitochondrion. NCBI's taxonomy places the organism in Eukaryota, Metazoa, Porifera, Demospongiae, Suberitida, Halichondriidae. The transcript has a single exon. The record is from RefSeq and is a predicted model, not a curated record. Gene Ontology annotation, molecular function: zinc ion binding.
CCCUGCUUCAGCUAGCCCCUCCCCCGCUAAAGCUCUGCAAGUUGUAAAGAUGGCUCUUCUUGCACAUAUUCCCAAAACUUACUCCAAGCUGGUCGCUGUCUCACUCACUACAAACUUCAAGGAGGCAGUCAGAGUACAGAAAUUCGAGACACCCUCACCUAAAUCUGGAGAGCUUCUCGUCAAAGCCAGAUAUGCUGGUAUCAAUGCUUCAGAUGUCAACCUUACUGCUGGUCGAUACACUCCAGGGAUCCAGCCCCCCUUUGACACAGGUAUGGAGGGAAUUGGAGAGGUGGUUCAGGUGGGAGCAGACUGCAGCGAUUACAAACCAGGAGACUCGGUAGGGUACAUGACGGCAGGAGCAUUCGGUGAAUAUCUGAUACUCCCCUCAAAGUUUGCUAUUCCCCUUCCAAAGAUUGACCCUGGUUUUGUCCCCCUAAUGGUGAGUGGGCUAACGGCUUCGAUCAGUUUAGACACCUUUGGUGAGCUCAAGUCAGGAGAGAACGUGCUUGUUACAGCAGCUGCCGGAGGAACAGGACAGUUUGCAGUUCAGCUAGCAAAGAUUGCGGGAUGCCAUGUGAUUGGUACUUGCUCAUUGGACGAGAAGGUGGAAUUUCUGAAGAGUAUUGGAUGUGAUAGACCAAUCAACUACAAAAAGGAAGAUCUAAAAGCUGUACUCAAGAAGGAAUACCCAAAAGGCGUUGACGUCGUUUACGAGAGCAUUGGUGGAGACAUGUUCGAUACAUGUUUGAAGAACUUGUCGACUUUUGGUCGUCUGAUUAUUAUCGGUUUUAUAUCGAGUUACAAGGGAAACUCAUUUGCACCGCCCAUCAAAGCACCUCUACAGUCUAUUCUACUGUCCAAAUCUGCAUGUGUGCGUGGAUUUUUUCUCUUCAACCAUAUCAAGGAAGUUCCAAUGCAUUUUGCGAAGCUGGCCCAGCUGUACAUGACGGGUAAGCUGAUCUCGACCAUUGACUUGGGAAAGGGUCACUCCAGUGGACCCUUCAGAGGAAUGCAGGGGAUCUUGGACGGAGUGGACUAUCUCUACUCUAGCAAGAAUGCUGGAAAAGUUGUGGUGGAGGUCAACGGACAAGAUGGUGACAGCAAACUAUGAGUUUUGUAUACGCUGUAUAAUUAUAGUGAUGUGUAGCAAAUAGUGCACCUGAUUUUAGUUUUGUGUGUGGGAUAAUUAUGUAUUGAUUGUCAAUGGUUUUAACAAUAA